This is a messenger RNA of Propithecus coquereli (Coquerel's sifaka), 1811 nucleotides long. It is a transcript of the gene ZNF630, whose product is annotated as zinc finger protein 630. NCBI's taxonomy places the organism in Eukaryota, Metazoa, Chordata, Mammalia, Primates, Indriidae. Bases 263 to 1756 code for a protein of 497 amino acids. The record is from RefSeq and is a predicted model, not a curated record. The transcript has a single exon. Gene Ontology annotation, biological process: regulation of cytokine production; regulation of immune system process; negative regulation of transcription by RNA polymerase II.
CCUCUUUCUUCUUCUUUAAGACAGGGAGAAAGGCCUUGAAUCUUCCCAGCAGAUCAUUUCUGGAGAACUUUCAUCUCAAAGGGAGAUAAUAGAAAGAACCCCAAAGGAUAAUUCAUUGUACUCCAUUUUGAAAGUCUGGCAUAUUGGUAAUCAAAUAGAUAGUUAUCAAGGAAACAAAGACAGAGUUUUGAGGCAGGUCACAGCCAUCAGCCAUGAAACAUUGGCUGAAGAGACAGGUCCCAAGUAUAAUGCAUUUGGAAAAAUGUUCAAUGGGUGCACAGAUCUUGAUCCUUCAAGUAAAAAACUUCAUAAUUUUGAUUUAUGUGAAAAGAACUUAAAAUCUAAUUUAGACUCACUAAAUCGUGAUAGGAACUAUGCAAGAAAGAACCCCAUUGAGAGAUUUGGAUGUGGAAGACCACCCAGCUAUAGUGCCUUCUGUUCUGUGCCUGAGAAUGAAGGCUUCAUUCAUAGUGGAAUGAAGCCCCGUGGAGAGAGUGAAUGUGAAAAAGUUCUUCAUAAUAAGCAAGCCCAUAUUCAGUAUAAGAAAGUUCAAGCCAGAGAGAAACUCAAUGUUUGUAGUGUGUGUGAGAAGGGCUUUAUCAAGAAGUCACAGCUUGUCGUACAUCAAAGAAUUCAUACUGGAGAGAAACCAUAUGUAUGUGGCGAUUGUGGGAAAGCCUUCAGUGAAAAAUCACACCUCAUCGUCCAUCAGAGAAUUCAUACUGGGGAGAAACCCUAUGAAUGUACUGAGUGUGGAAGGGCCUUCUCUCAGAAGUCACCCUUCAUUGUUCAUCAGAGAGUCCAUACUGGAGAGAAACCUUACAAAUGUUUUGAGUGUCCAAAAGCCUUCUCCCAGAAGUCACAUCUCAUCAUGCAUCAGCGAGUUCAUACCAGAGAGAAGCCCUUUGAAUGCAGUGAAUGUGGGAAAACCUUUUCUGAGAAAUCUCACCUUUGUGUACACCAGAUAACUCAUAAUGGGGAGAAGCCCUAUGAAUGUACUCAAUGUGGGAAGACCUUCCCUCGGAAAACACAGCUCAUGAUACAUCAGAGAACGCACACUGGAGAGAAGCCUUAUAAGUGUAGUGAAUGUGGAAAAACCUUCUGCCAGCAGUCUCACCUCAUAGGACAUCAAAGAAUUCAUACAGGAGAGAAACCUUAUGUGUGUACUGACUGUGGGAAGGCCUUUUCCCAGAAGUCACACCUCACUGGCCAUCAAAGACUUCAUACUGGAGAAAAACCUUAUUUGUGCACUGAAUGUGGAAAAUCCUUCUCUCAGAAAUCACCUCUUAUUAUACACCAGAGAAUUCAUACAGGGGAGAAACCCUAUGAGUGUAGAGAAUGUGGCAAAACCUUCUCCCAGAAAUCACCCCUUGUUAUUCAUCAGAGAAUUCACACAGGGGAGAAACCCUAUGAAUGUACUGAGUGUGGGAGGGCCUUUUCCCUGAAGUCACAUCUCAUUAUACAUCAGAGAGCUCAUACUGGAGAGAAACCAUAUGAAUGUAGUGAAUGUGGAAAGGCCUUCUGUGAGAAGUCUCCACUCAUUAUACACCAGAGAACCCAUACUAAGGAGAAACCCUCUGAAUGUGCUGAGUAUGGGAUGACCUUUUCCCAGAAAUCACAGAUGAUCACAUAUCAGAGAACACACACUGGGGAGAAACCCUCCAAAUGCAGUGACAGUGGGAAGGCAUUCCGCCAGCAUGUAUACCUCACUGGACAUCAGAAUCCAUCUAGAAGAGAAACCUUAUAUAGGUACUGAUGUGGAAAGGCUUUUUCCCAGAAGUCAGACCUCAUCGUGAAUGGGAAAACUCACA